Messenger RNA from Penicillium canariense, 4191 nucleotides. RefSeq lists its product as uncharacterized. The transcript has 3 exons. Bases 1 to 4191 code for a protein of 1396 amino acids. The record is from RefSeq and is a predicted model, not a curated record. Lineage: Eukaryota; Fungi; Ascomycota; Eurotiomycetes; Eurotiales; Aspergillaceae.
AUGCUCGACCAGAUUCCCCCUCUGAGGGUCCUCUUCACGGCUCUCUGCUGGGCUCUGCUGGCUUUCCACGUAUCUGCCCAUGGCCAUCAUGCUGCUCACCAGCAUCUCCAUCAUGCCCGUGCCUCCUCUGCUGUGUCUUCUUCUACUACUACUUCUUCUUCUCCCUCGUUGUCUCCCGCAUCCUCCGCUGCCGUACAGGAUGCAAAGGAGACGGUGCGCAAGGCUCUCGAGGCUCUCUCGGUGGCCAACAAGCUGCGUCUGGAAAACAUUCAUUUCAACAAGUAUGAGUUCGAUGACACCAAUGAGAAUACCGGCGCCAGAACCCCUGCGCCGGCUCUAGAUAUUGACAGCCCAUCGGAGGGCGUGACCAAACGCUCCACGGGCAACAGCAGCUUCGGCUACUCAUACUCUAUCCCCGACGAUAUCCGAGAAGCUGCGCGCAUCGUCGCUGAGUCUGCUCCCCCGGCCAUACCUGCUGGAGACCAUGAGGAAGUGGCUGCCCGCAUGCGCCGCAAGUAUGCACUGCGCUCGAAUGACACCAAUUUCCCACCCCAGCAGCUGCAGACACCUAGUGGCCUCAAUGGCUUUAGUCCGUCCGAGGGCGACGAAAAGAAGAAUCAGGAGACCCUGCCGAUAAGCAAGCGAGCGGCCACCAGCUACUGGAUGGCGACCAUGCAACAACGCGGCGGCAGCCCAUUUGCGCCUUCUGGAUAUAAGGUGUGGCGCAACGUCAUGGACUACGGAGCAGUUGGCGACGGAGUGACCGACGAUACGGCAGCUAUCAACAAGGCCAUUGCAGACGGAGGCCGCUGCGGUGCCGACUGUGGCUCCAGUACUAUCUACCCGGCCGUUGUAUACUUCCCCCCUGGCACCUAUCUGGUCAGCAGCUCGAUCAUCCAGUACUAUAACACGCAAUUCCUCGGUGACCCGGUCACAGUGCCAACAAUUCUGGCGGCGUCAAGCUUUGUCGGUCUAGGCGUUAUUACUUCCGAUGUGUACGUGAGCGACACAGAAGAAUGGUAUAUCAACCAGAACAACUUUUUGCGCAGCGUCAAGAACUUCAAGAUCGACGUGCGGCUCACGGAUCCGUCUGCGUACGUGUGUGCCAUCCACUGGCAGGUGGCACAGGGCACCUCGCUGGAGAAUAUUGAAUUCUACGCUCUAGCGGACAGCACGCAGCAGGGCAUCUACAUGGAGAACGGCAGUGGCGGCUUCCUCGCUGACCUCACAUUUGUCGGAGGUAACUUUGGCGCCUACUUUGGCAAUCAGCAGUUCACCACCAGCCACCUGGUGUUUGUUAACUGUAAAACGGCCCUGCAGAUCCACUGGGACUGGGCGUGGACCAUGCAGGACAUCAUUAUUGAGUCGUGCACCACGGGCAUCAUCAUUGUUGGUGGCGCUGGUGGGCCCCUAAGCAAUGGCCAGCCCGUUGGCUCGCUGAUUGUCACCGAUGCCCUGAUUGCCAACACACCGAAGGGUAUCGUAACAUCGCUAUACUCGGAAAACUCGACAGCUUUGCUGGUGCAGAACACGGGCUUCUUCAACGUGCAGGACGCCAUUGUUGACGACGUGCUGGGCACUACCCUAGUAGCCGGUGGUGAUCAGGUCUUCCUUGAUAACUGGGGAUUCGGUAUGGUCUCGAGCGAGUCAGGUGUUAGUGGAUUCGUCAACGGACAGGCCAUUCCAGCCAUGAAUCGCACGGCAUCUCUGCUCGCCGCCACUGGUCAUGUCAAUCCCAACUACUUUACGCGCCGUCGCCCCAAGUACCACGACAUUGGCAUGGCCCAGAUCAUGGACGUCAAGUCUCUAGGUGCCAAGGGUGAUGGAGUCACAGAUGAUGGCCCGAUUCUUAAUGUCAUUCUCCAGAAUGCAGCCAACCUCUCGUCUAUUGUCUAUUUCCCCUUCGGAGUGUACGUCGUCAAGGACACACUCAAUGUCCCUGUUGGCAGUCGCAUCAUUGGCCAGGCUUGGUCGCAAAUCAUGGCUAAGGGUGCCAAGUUCCAGGAUGAAAUGAACCCGCGGGUCAUGGUCAAGGUUGGACAGCCUGGUGAUAUCGGCGUGGUGGAGAUUCAGGAUAUGCUCUUUACUGUCUCUGGAAACACCGCGGGAGCAGUGCUGAUGGAGUGGAACGUACACGAGUCAAUUCAGGGUUCAUCUGGUUUAUGGGACUCUCAUUUCCGAGUCGGCGGUGCCAUUGGAACUGAUCUCCAGUCCGAAAACUGCCCUAAACUGUCUGGAUCCGUCAAUCCCGCGUGCAAAGCAGCUUCACUGCUACUGCAUAUGACGGCCCAGAGCUCUGCCUAUAUCGAAAACGUGUGGGUGUGGGUGGCGGACCACGACCUCGACAAGAUCUCGCAGGACCAAAUCGACAUUUAUGUCGGCCGUGGAGUGCUGAUCGAGAGCCAGGGCCCAACGUGGCUAUAUGGCACGGCAUCGGAGCACUGCAUUCUAUACCAGUACCAGCUCUCUGGCGCCAAAGACAUUGUGCUCGGGAUGAUCCAGACCGAGUCUCCUUACUUCCAGCCGACGCCCAAGGCGCCGCAGCCCUUUACCACCGGUCUCUUCAAGGACGAUCCAACGUUUGACGACUGUGACACCGGGUCAGCUACCUGCGCCGUCUCGUGGGCUGUACGCAUCCUAGACUCAGAGACAGUGUAUAUGCUGGGUGCAGGGCUGUACAGCUGGUUCUCGGACUAUAGCCAGGACUGCGUGAACACCGAGGACUGCCAGCAGCGGGGUUUCCUCAUUGAGCAGAGCAACGACGUCUGGAUCUACAAUCUGUGCACCAAGGCUAUUGUUGAGAUGGUAUCACCCGUUGGCGAGCUCGUCACGCGUGCCGUCGACAACCGCAACGGCUUCCUAUCGUCCAUCCUCGCGUGGGUGCGCAAUUCGUCCGAUACCACCAUUGGUGAACGCAAGUUUGAAGGAUUCCAGAUUUACCGCGAUGACAGCAGCCGUAUUGUCGACUUGACGACAGGCUGCCAGACGGCUAUGAAGCAGAGGAUCAAGUGCCAUGAGAUGUUGGAAGGUUGGCAGCAGCCCGAGAUGCGCGGGUCCCUGGACAGCAAGAACCUGACCGACGCCGUGUGCGACACUGGCUGUGGCCGGUCUCUGCAAAGCUACUAUGACGGUGUUGCUUCGGCAUGCCAGGGCCAGAACUUUACUAUCAACUCGGCCGUUACUUUUCCUGCACGCGCAGGAGGCACCAUCUGGACGGGAUACAACGAGACCUGUUUGAAAGAUCCAGACACCGAUGGCUACUGCAACAAUCUGAUUGAUACGUUCAAGGUUGUCGAUUCGUACGAAGAAAUGCCGCAGAACGAGCUGUGUUCGUGGUGCUACGUGAACUUGAACCGCAUGAUGCAGUCGUCGCCCUACUCCAUCUUCCAGUCCCCGCUGGAGUCUCCAUAUCUCAAGGCGCGACUUGAGUACAUCUAUAGCACCUGCGGGGUCGAGACUGGCCCCACGGACGUGCAGGAUCCGCAAUACGUGCCCAUCGAGCAGGAGGCCAUCCCCUGCUUCACUGACGUCACCUACACUUCCAAGGCUGGCGACAGCUGCGACAGUGUGGCACUGGCCUACUCGAUAGGCUCAGCUGCCCUGCAGAGCGCCAACACCGACCAUAUCACCAACUGCACUACGCUGGCUAUAGGCAACGAGCUCUGCAUUCCGCUCACCUGCCACGAGCUAUACAUCCUGGAGGACACCGAUACCUGCGAGUCCAUCGAGCUCGAUACGGGCAUCGGCAUCGGAAACCUGCGCGCCUACAAUCCGUGGAUCAACUACUUCUGUGACAACCUCGUCUCCACUGUCUGGAUCCACGGCCGCACCCUCUGCCUGUCGCCGCAGGGUGGCAUCUACAACGUCUCCAACCCCAUCCCUGGAGUCGUAGUCGCACCCGGUGGCAGCACGGGCUACACAAGUACUGCCAUCCUGCCGCCCGCCAACAGCACUGUCGCCAAUGGCACUACCCUUUACUGCGGCAGCUGGUACACGGUUACAGCGGCAGAUGAGACGUGCGCGAAGAUCUGCACGUCGAACGGUAUCACAAGCGACCUGUUCCGCCAGGUCAACCCCAGUCUCGCUGGUAGUGCGGCUGGAGAUUGCACGGGGCUGUUGAAGGUGGGUACUACGUAUUGUGUUGGGCCGGUUUGGAGUUGGGAAGACCUUGAGGCAGAGGCUAGUAGUUAG